This is a messenger RNA of Chlorocebus sabaeus (green monkey), 975 nucleotides long. NCBI's taxonomy places the organism in Eukaryota, Metazoa, Chordata, Mammalia, Primates, Cercopithecidae. The record is from RefSeq and is a predicted model, not a curated record.
AUGGGCUCUGGCAGGAGGGAAGAAGGAUCUGGAGGGAGAAAAGAGGGCUCUGGAGGGAGGGAAGUGGACUCUGGAGGGAGGGAAGUGGGCUCUGGAGGGAGGGAAGUGGACUCUGGAGGGAGGGAAGUGGACUCUGGAGGGAGGGGAGAGGGCUCUGGAGGGAGGGAAGAGGGCUCUGGAGGGAGGGAAGGAGGAAAGUGGGCUCUGGAGGAGGAAGUGGGCUCUGAAGGGAGGAAGUGGGCUCUGCUGGAGAGAGGAAGUGGGCUCUGGAGGGGAGGGAAGAGGGCUCUGGUGGGAGGAAAAUGGGUUCUGGAGGGAGGAAGUAGGCUCUGGAGGGGAGGAAGAGGGCUCUGGUGGGAGAACUCUGGUGGGAGGAAAAUGGGUUCUGGAGGGAGGGAAGUGGGCUCUGUAAGGAGGGUGGAGGUCUCUGAAGAAAGGGAUGAGGGCUCUAGAGGGAGGGAAAUGGGCUCUGGAGGGAAAAAAAUGGGCUCUAGCAGGAGGAAAGAAAGAUUUGGAGGGAGAAAAGAGGGCUCUGGAGAGAGGGAAGUGGCCACUGCAGGGAGGGAAAUGAGCUCUGGUGGGAGGGAAAUAAGCUCUGGUGGGAAGGAAAUGAGCUCUGGAGGGAGGAAAAUGGGCUCUGGAGGGAGGGAAGUGGGCUCUGAACAGAGGGAAGAUGGCUCUGAAGAGAGGGAAAUGUGCUCUAGUGGGAGGGAAAUGGGCUCUGGCAGGAGGAAGGAGGUAUCUGGAGGGAAGGAAGAGAGCUCUGGAGGAAGGAAAUGGACUUUGGUGGGAGGGAAAUGGGCUCUGGAAGGAGGGAAAAGCUUCACUCAAAUGUUUGCUCCCUGGGCCUCCUUCUUCUUCAGCAGGAAUUUCACAUGUUCCUGGCACUGGCCUGUCAAAGCACAGGCUUAUUAUCUCCUCCUAAACACCAGGACAAGCUUCCAGAACAGCCUCACCACCAUAAGAGGCAACUGA